Molecule: messenger RNA, 10346 nt
Organism: Oncorhynchus gorbuscha (pink salmon)
Lineage: Eukaryota; Metazoa; Chordata; Actinopteri; Salmoniformes; Salmonidae
Product: laminin subunit alpha-1-like
Exons: 57
Coding region: 156-9422 (3088 amino acids)
Biological process (GO): axon guidance; regulation of cell adhesion; regulation of embryonic development
Cellular component (GO): basement membrane
Molecular function (GO): extracellular matrix structural constituent; signaling receptor binding
Source: RefSeq, a predicted model, not a curated record
GUUGAGACAAAAGUUAGCUGAAUGAAUGAGAGGAGAGAUAAAAAGACAAAAAGACAACAACUUUAGUCUAUAAUUUCCUGUAAACAUUAGAAAAUAUAUUCCUAACGUAUUAUUGGAGAUAUUUAUUAGAACCCAACCCAAAUGUGUUGAGAAAGAUGAAGCUCUUCUGUGCAAUUGUGCUGCUAUGGGCAUCCUCCGCGGACUGCCAGCAAAGAGGUCUCUUCCCUGCCAUCCUCAACCUGGCCAGUAAUGCAGAGAUCACCACCAAUGCCACCUGUGGAGAGACUGAGCCAGAGAUGUACUGUAAGCUGGUGGAACACGUACCAGGACGACGCAUCCGCAACUCCCAGUGUCGAACCUGUAAUGCCCAGAGUCAAAACCCCAAAGAGCAACAUCCAAUCACCAAUGCUAUUGACGGCACCAAUGGGUGGUGGCAGAGCCCAAGCAUAAAAAAUGGCCGCCAGUUCCACUUGGUGACCAUCACUCUGGAUUUACGACAGAUUUUCCAGGUGGCCUACAUCAUCAUCAAGGCAGCCAACUCCCCUCGUCCCGGUAACUGGGUGCUGGAGCGUUCAAUGGACGGUGUGGAGUACACACCCUGGCAGUACUACGCCAUCAGCGACACAGAAUGUCUGACCCGCUACAACAUCACCCCCCGCUUCGGACCCCCCACCUACAAACGAGACGACGAGGUCAUCUGUACCUCCUACUACUCACGUCUCGUACCCCUGGAGCACGGAGAGAUCCACACGUCUUUGAUCAACGGGCGGCCCAGUGCUGACCAACUGACCCCAGAGCUGCUAGACUUCACCUCAGCCCGCUACAUCCGGCUGCGCCUGCAGAGGAUCCGCACGCUCAACGCCGACCUCAUGACCCUCAGCUACCGUGACCCUAAGGAGGUGGACCCCAUCGUCACCAGACGGUACUACUAUUCCAUCAAGGACAUCUCAGUGGGCGGGAUGUGCAUCUGUUACGGCCACGCCCAGAGCUGCCCCUGGGACCCCGUUGCCAAGAAGUUGCAGUGUGUGUGUGAGCACAAUACGUGUGGGGAGAGCUGUAAUGAGUGUUGCCCCGGCUACCACCAGGAACCGUGGCAACCGGGAACCCUCUCCAACGGCAACACAUGCGAGAAAUGUAACUGCCACAACAAGGCCGAGGACUGCUAUUACAACCAAACUAUGGACGACCACAAGAUGAGCAUGAACUCGCAUGGACACUUCCAUGGCGGGGGUGUGUGUAUCGAUUGUACCCAGAACACGGCCGGUGUCAACUGUGAGACCUGCGCAGAUGGCUUCUACAGACCCCACGAGGUGUCGCCCUACAGUGAGAACCCAUGUGUGGAGUGUGGCUGUGACAUGAGGGGGUCUUUGACUCCUGCCUGCAUCAGAGAUGACAACCACGCCAAGCUGGAGAAAGGUCUGAACCCAGGGCAGUGUUUGUGUAAAGAGGGCUUUGUGGGUGAGCGCUGUGAACGCUGUGCCUUUGGCUACAGGGACUUCCCCCUGUGUUCACGCUGUGAGUGCAGUCUGGAAGGCAGCCUCAACAUCGACCCCUGCACAGAGUGCAUCUGCAAGGAGAACGUGAUGGGGGCCAACUGUGACCUGUGUAAGCAGGGUUUCUACAACCUGGAGGACCGUAACCCUGAGGGAUGCACAGAGUGUUUCUGCUUCGGUGUGUCUGACGUGUGUGAGAGUUCACCCUGGUCUUUGUUUCAGACUGUUGACUCCAAUGGAUGGCUCCUUCCUACCCAAAGCGUCUCCAUCUACACGGCACCCCUCACUGAUGACGACAACAACCUCAUUGUCCCCAGCAUCACCAUGAUCCAGUCGUACCGUUUUGUGUCUACCUGGGCCGCUCCGGAGGGCUUCCUGGGGAACAGGCUGACAUCAUAUGGAGGGCUUUUAAACUACACUGUGGCCUAUGAUGUUUCUGUGGACAAUGUGGACAAUUCUCUGCCAUCACAGUUUGAUUUGAUUAUUGAGGGGAAUGGGAGAACCCUGCGUCAGACGCCCCCCAAGCAGCUCUUCCUGACGCCCCUGCGGGAGCAGCUUGUUUCCGUGGAGCUCCUACCGCAGGGCUUCGUAGACCUACACACAGGCCAGAGGGUUGACAGGGACGAGCUCAUGACCGUAUUGGCGGACUUGGCCGGACUGAGGAUCAGAGGCCACCUCAAUGCCAGCGCAGAGGGGGCACUCAGGUUGAGCACCGUAUCUCUGGACAUGGCAGACAUCAGGGCUGCUAACCCAGUCCAGGCCCGGGACGUGGAGCAGUGUGAGUGCCCCUGGGGCUACUUGGGCACAUCCUGUGAGUUCUGUUCAUCUGGAUUCUAUCGCGUCGGCGGGAUCCUGUUCGGAGGUAACUGUCUCCAGUGUGAGUGUAACGACCACGCUACAGAAUGUGACAUCAACGGAGUCUGUCUGGACUGUACAGACAAUACCACUGGGCCCCACUGUAACCAAUGCCUUCCCGGUUACUAUGGCGACACCACAGAGGGCACCCCAGAGGACUGCCAGAGAUGUGCCUGCCCGCUGAUAGUGGCGACGAACAAUUUCAGCCCCACCUGUCUCCUGGAGGGCCCUGGACAGGUGACAUGUGACCAGUGCCAGCAGGGCUACACUGGGACUAAGUGUGAGAGGUGUGCUAAUGGUUACCAUGGCGACCCGACUGUGGCAGGCAAGGAGUGUGUGCUGUGUGAGUGUAACGGAAACGUGGACCCCUGGGAGCCGGGCCACUGUGACACCAGCAGCGGUGUGUGUCUGAAGUGUCACAGCCACACCAGCGGAGACGACUGUGAGAGGUGUGAGGACGGCUACUAUGGUGACGCCAUCACUGCCAAGAACUGCCAGGCUUGCAGUUGCCAUGGAAAUGGGUCAUACUCGGCCAUGUGUGACCUGCUCACUGGACAGUGUACCUGCAAACCCCACGUAGUGGGAGAGAAGUGUGACGAGUGUCAGGUGGGCUUCCACAGUCUUCUCAGUGGACAGGGGUGCAGAGACUGUAACUGUAGCCAAUCAGGAUCUGUGUCCACAGCAUGUGAGGAGGAGGGGCGGUGCCAAUGCAUCCCAGGGGUGGCGGGGGACAAAUGUGACCGAUGUUACCAUGGUUACUUCAACUACCAGGACAGAGGGUGUACACAGUGUGAGUGUGCCCACACCCACGGAAACUGUAAUGCGACGACAGGCAAGUGUAUCUGCCCUCCCCACACCAUAGGAGAGAAGUGUGAGCUGUGUGAGGAAGGUCACUGGGGUCACGACACUGUGGCAGGUUGUAAGUCAUGUGAUUGCAGUGAGGCUGGCAGUUCUGCCACCCAGUGUGACCUCACCAAUGGGCAGUGCCUGUGCCGUCCGGAUUUUGCCAGGCAGAAAUGUGACCAGUGCACCAUGGGCUACAGGGGCUACCCAGAAUGCACGGCGUGCAACUGCAACAUCAACGGCACCAGAGAGGAGUUCUGUGAUAAGGAACUGGGCCUGUGCAGCUGUGAGGACACAGGGAACUGUGUGUGCAAGGACAAUGUGGGCGGAGGAGGCUGUGAUGAGUGUAAGAAGGGAUCCUUCGGCCUAUCUGGUCCUAACCCGGACGGCUGCAGCCCCUGUUUCUGCUGCAGCCCCUGUUUCUGUUGUUCAGUGAGUCUCAGAUAUUCUGGUCUGUCGGAUAGAAUAAUCACACUGGGGUCUGACCCAGAGCUGCUGCAUGUGGUCAGUCAGCGUGACCCCCAGGGCAGUGUGGAAGGGGUCUACUACCAGGCCUCAGACAUGCUGCUGGACACCAGGGAGAAAGAAAACAUCACACUGCCUGGACCCUACUACUGGAGGCUUCCCAAACACUACCAGGGAAAUAAGUUGUUGUCGUAUGGAGGGAAGCUGUCCUACAUGGUGGCGUUCUAUGCUCUGGACGGGGCUGGCCUGGCCAACUACGAGCCUCAGGUCCUGAUGAGGGGGGGUCAUCUGGGAAAGAAGGUCAUCUACAUCGAUAUGCCUGCCCCUGACAACAGGGUCAAAACACGUCAGAACGUCCCACUGACGGAGCACAACUGGAAGUAUUUCAACUCUGUGUCAGAGAAAGCUGUGAGUCACUCCGACUUCUUGGCGGUCCUGAGCAAUAUCGAGUACAUCACCAUCAAGGCCUCGUAUGGUACAGGGUUGCAGCAGAGCAGAAUCUCCAAUAUCACCAUGGAUACGGCCCUAGAGGCAGAGGAGGGGUCAGAGGGUUUGGAGGUGGCAUGUCUGAUAGAGACCUGCGAGUGUCCAGCUGGCUACGCUGGACUGUCCUGCCAGGAGUGUUCCCCCGGCUACUACCGCCAACCAGUGACUGAUCUGAACCUGCGGGGGAACAGACCCCUGAUCCAGCCCUGCAUGCCCUGCCAGUGUAACAACCACAGCCAGGCCUGUGACCUGGACACGGGAGAAUGUCUGGGCUGCCAGCACAACACAGCAGGCGAGCACUGUAAUGUGUGCGGCUCUGGGUACUAUGGGAACGUGAAAGGCUCCGUCAGUGACUGCUCUCUGUGUGCCUGCCCCCUCAAAGAGAACAGCUUCAGUCCAACCUGUGCAAUGGAGGGAGUGAUGGGAGACUUCCGCUGUAACGCCUGCAAGCCUGGUUAUGAGGGACGCUACUGUGAGAGGUGUUCAGUGGGUUACUAUGGGAACCCGUCUGGUCCAGGAGGGAAGUGUGAGGCGUGUCAGUGUAGUACUGCAGGUUCUCUCCAUCUGGUGUGUGACUCUCUGAAGGGCCAGUGUGAAUGUAAGGCCGGUGUCAGGGGACAUUUGUGUGACCAGUGCGAGGCGAGACACGUCCUGGACGGGGACCAGUGUGUCUCGUGUGAUGAUGAGUGUACGGGGGUCCUCCUGGAUGACCUGGAUGCAUUAGAGAGCUCCUUCCUGUCUGUCAACCUGACCGGGGUCAUCCUGUCCCCCUACAGCACACUGGUCAGCCUGGAGAACGACACACGAGAGGUCAAGAAUCUGAUGUCUUGGGAAAGUAGCCCAGCAUAUCACCUGAACAGGGUGGAGGAGGACUUGACAAAUCUCACCCAGGACAUAGAAGGACUGCUACGGCAGGCUACAGGGCUGUCUGCUGAUGGAGAGGAAGUGGCUCAGUCCACAGAGAACAGGGUUACCCAGGGGGCCAAGUUUCUGGAGUACAUCACCACCAUUCACACUGCCAUACAAGUCCUGGCGGAGGAAGCUGCCGGUCUGAACAGGACAGAGAACUUGGAGAAGGACGAGGUUAACAGCACACGUCUAUGGGAGCAGGUGGCGGCCAUGUUGGAAACCAUCACAUUAGUCAACCUAUCCCAGGCCAACGCCAGCGUCUCUACAGAACUCAGUGCUACCGAGGCUCUCCUCCAGAGGGUGCUGGAGGACCUUCUGGAGCCCCAGGGGGCGAUAGAGUCCCAGACCCUGAACAUCUCUAACACCCUGACUGAACAUCACCAACAGCUAGAGGAUGCCCAUGCCCUACUGAUGACUGCCAGUGAAAACAACAACCUUACACGCACCCUGCUGGGGAGCAUCUACACCAACCUGCCAGAGUACCAGGGUCUGAAGCAGAAUGUGAGCCGGCUGAACCAGACAGCAGAAACCCAACUAGAGGAGACUCAGGACAUCCUGGCUGAUGCUGUCAAUCUAGCAGAAGACAUGAGCAACGGCACCUCUCAGCUGGAGGGGGCCAAGGACCAGCUGGAGCAGUGGAACCCCAUGUUGAGGAAGCAUGUGGACACUCUGGUGAUGGAGCUGAGGAAGAAAGAUGCUCUGGAGCUGGUCUACAAGGCUGAGGACCACGCCCGGGAACUCAGCAAGAAGGCCCAGGGUCUGCAGAGCUCUCUAAUGGAGGUGAUGAAUACCACGCUGAACGCCACCAGCGCAGAGCAUGGCGACUCUAACAUCAGAGCUAACGUCCAACCUGCAGAGGAGAUGGCUAACCUAGCCAACCUGACCGCUACUAUGGCCCUCAAUAUGAUUGUCCAGCCAGAGGAGUCUUUCACUGAUCUGGGAUCUGAGGCUGUGCAGCGUAGUGAGAAGAUUCUGGCCGAGAGUCUAACCCUGAGAAACAGCACUGAGGGUCUCCUGGCUAACAUCAGUGAUGUGACAGAUAGAAUGGCCUUGCUGAAAGAGAAACUCUGUAACACCAGCCGUCUCAUCCCAGAGCAAGGCGCCCUGCUCCACAGCCUGCCCAACGGCACCAGUGAGCAGGUGCUGGACGCCAAGAAGCAGGCUGCCUUGGCCAACACUUCCCUACAGAGGGCGCUGGAGCGCCUGGAGGAGCUCCGGGUCAGACUGGAGAAGUCCAGCACGGCUGUGGCCCAGGCCAGAACCAGCAUCUCCAACACCAACCAGCUGUUCUCCGACUCACAAUCCACUGCCAGUACAGCUGAGUCUAAGCUGAAGGAGGCAGAGAGUCGUACAGAGAGAUUGUAUGACCGUCUCAAACCACUCAAGACCCUGGGGGAGAACCUGAGCAGAAACCUGUCUGAGAUCAGAGAGAUGAUCAACCAGGCCCGCAAACAGGCUGCCUCUAUCAAGGUGGCAGUGCUGGCAGACAAAAACUGUGUGAGGGCCUACACACCUGAGGUAUCGUCCAGUAACUUCAACACUCUUACCAUGACCGUCAAGACCAGUGAGCCUGACAACCUGCUCUUCUACAUGGGCAGCAGCUCCAGCGUGGACUUCAUGGCGGUGGAGAUGCAGCAUGGCAAGGUGGCGUAUCUGUGGGACGCGGGUUCAGGCCACGCCAAGCUGGAGUACCCCGACAUCCAGAUCAACAACAACAAGUGGCACCACAUCAACGCCACGCGCUUUGGGAGGCACGGCACACUGUCAGUCCACCAGCUGGAGUCAGAACCCCUGCCCGCGGUCAAGACCACCUCACCAGGCUCCGCUACGAUCCUGGAAGUCAACAAGUCCACCCUGAUAUUCGUUGGUGGCCUGGGAGGCCAGAUCAAGUCCUCUGUGGUGAAAAUGACCCAGUUUAAGGGCUGUAUGGGGGAGGCGUCGCUCAACGAGAAGAACAUCGGGCUGUGGAACUACGCUGAGAGGGAGGGCCAGUGUCGCGGCUGCUUCAUGAGUCCGCAGACAGAGGAGACGUCCUUCCACUUUGAUGGCAGUGGUUACUCAGUGGUAGAGAAACCCCUCCGCUCCACCUCCACCUCCAUCGUCAUGCUGUUCAAGACCCUCUCCCCCAACGGCCUGCUGCUCUACCUGGCCUCCAACGGCACGAGGGACUUCCUGUCCAUUGAGCUGGUGGAGGGCCAAGUGCGUCUGACCUUUGAACUGGGCUCUGGCCCUCUGACCCUCACCUCCAACAAAGCCUACAACACCGGCAGCUGGUACAAGAUCACCCUGCAGAGGAACAAACGCAAAGUUUAUAUGGCGGUGAUGGCGGCAGACAACUCAUCAGAGAAAGAGAUCAUGGAGGCGGAGUCUCCUGGGACCGCCUCCGACCUCAACCGCUCCGACCUGGACCCAAUCUACAUCGGGGGACUGCCCAUGUCUCGCCCUAUCAGGAGACAAGUAGUAGCACGGUCCUAUGUGGGCUGCAUCAAAAACAUGGAGAUUGCCCGCUCCAACUUUGACCUGCUCCGAGACUCCUAUGGUGUCAAGAAAGGCUGUGUGUUAGAGCCCAUCCGCAGUGUGUCUGUACUGAGAGAGGGCUAUGUGGAGUUGCCGUCUGUUUCUCUCGACCCCCAGGGGGAGCUGUUGGCCUCCUUCUCUACCCGCAAUGACACUGGCAUAAUCCUGGCAGGCUUCAGCAAGGCAGGCACCCGCAAAAGCAGACAGGCUCGCCAGCCCUUCCUGGCAGUCAUGCUGAUUUCGGGGCGCUUGGAGGUUCAUGUCAACAUGGCAGAGGGCGGGAGCGUCCACAAGGUUGUGGUCAAAUCACGCUCUGGGAGUUUCAGUGACGGACAGGAGCACUCGGUCAUCUUGCAGAGGAACAGGAAGAUGCUGGUUGUACUAGUGGAUGAGGACCACCAGGAGAUGGUACGUCUGUCCUCGGAGAAGGCCUCUCUGACCCUCACCUCUCUGUACAUGGGCGGAGUCCCACCAGCAGAGGGCGCCGGGCUGCUCCGAACCACCUCCUCCUUCUACGGCUGCAUCAGGAACCUGGCCCUGGAUUCCAAGUUGUUGGACCUGUCAGCUGCUGUGAGGUACCACAACGUGGACAUGGACAGCUGUCUAUUGGAGGAGAGGCCUAAAAGGGUCCUCCUACCUGAUGACACUGACCUAGAUGCCGAGCCCACUCCGGACCCUGCCAGAACCCCUUCACCAGCCCCCGGCCAGCUCAGCGCGCUCACCCCCGGCACACUCACGUGUGCAUCGAUGGACAACACCUCAUCCAUCCCAGAAGCCCAGCAGUUUGGCAUCUCCAGACACAGUCACAUGGUCCUCAGCAUCAACCCCAACACAGUGAGGAGGAGUUUCUCUCUGGAGCUGUCGGUGCGUACCUAUACCCAGAGUGGUUUGAUCUACUACAUGGCCCACGCCAACCAGAUGGACUACGCCACUCUGCAGCUGCUGGGAGGACAUCUGUUCUUCACCUGUGACAAGGGCAGCGGCCCCGCCACCGCCACCUUCCCUGUGCCCGUCAACGACGGCCAGUGGCACACAGUGAAGACGGACUUCAAUAAGAAGAGUGUGGUUAUCAGUGUCGACGGCCAGCCGUCAACUCCAGUGCCGGCUAAAGGAAACACUCUGGAUGUGGAGAACAAGCUGUAUCUGGGAGGACUUCCCCAGACCUACACCGCCAAGAAGAUAGGCAAUGUGACCCAUAGUUUGGCAGGCUGCAUCCAGAAGGUGUUGAUGAACAGUGUUAAGUUGAACACCCAGAGUCCAGUGUCUGAACAAUCUACUGCGCACUGCUUCACCGCAGCCCAGGACGGGACCUUCUUCAAUGGGAGCGGAUACGCUGCUCUGAUAAAGAAUGGGUACAAAGUGGGCUCAGAUAUGGAGGUGUCUCUGGAGUUCCGCAGCACAGUGUCAGAUGGAGUCCUCCUUGGGGUCAGCAGUGCCAAGGUGGACGCCAUCGGGCUGGAGCUAGCCAACGGACAGGCGGUGUUCCACGUGAACAACGGUGCCGGGCGGGUGUCGGCCACUUCGCGGCUGGGCUGGUGGCUGUGUGACGGUCUCUGGCACACCCUGCUGGCAAAGAAGACCAAGAACGCUCUGAGUCUGACCGUGGACGGAGUCACGGUGCUCACCGACAACCCCCACCCCCAGUCCACCUCGGCUGAGACCAAGGACCCGGUCUACGUGGGAGGCUUCCCUGUCGGUGUGAAACAGAACUGCCUGACAUCCAGAAUGCCGUUCCGUGGAUGUAUGCGUAACAUCCGCUUGAUCAAGGGUCACACGACCAACAUCCUGGACUUCAGUACUGCCUUCACCCUCCAAGGAGUGUCACCCCACUCCUGCCCCAGCACCGCCACAUAACCUUGCCACAACCAUACCAGAACUUUACCAGCCAUACCAAACCAUUCCAUAUCUAACGCUAUGACCAUGUGAUUUGACCAUUGAAAUUUGACCUCUGAAAUUACUUCCAUUUGUAAUGUUUUGUAAAGAAAGAUUGAAGUAAUGUUUGGUCAAUGUGAAAGUGUUUAUUUUUAUUUUUAUCAACUUAUUUUCUGUGUUGGUGUUCAUGUUCUUUUGUGCAUUUUGACUCCUCAAAUUAAUUGGACAAUAGAAUGUCUUAGUUUCUAUAUGCGAUGUUCUAGAAAAUUAAUAUUUGCUAAUAAAAUACUUAAAAAAUAUCAAUAUCAUAGUAUAUCAAAGUCAUAGUUGAUCUGUAGGCUCUAUUACUAUAGGCCUGCCCACAUAUUAUGCAGUGCAUAACACGCUUGUCAAAGCUGCUCCCAUAGCGGUCAUCCUUCUGAUGUUUUCCGUUCUAUACCAUGUCUGUUUGUCUUUCUGCAUAGUUUCCCAGGAGCACCUGCAGAAUAAUGUUCUGAAUUUAGUGUUCAUGCUAUUUUGGGGGAGAAACUGAGCUGAUUUUUUGCCUAACAUAUUUCACAACACAGUUCUGGCAAGAGAGAAAGACACGUUAUAUUCAGUUGUUACGGUGUCAGAUACAUUGUGCCACUUGGCCAAAACUGUCAACAGUGGUCAAAUAAUAUUCAUAAAAUAAAUGCAAAUUAAAAUUUGUAAAAAUGCUAAAUCAGUAUUCUAUAUACAGAAAAUACACACAUAGUAAGAGUCUAUGGUGCACAAUCAUUUACAAAAAAAUGUUUACACAAUGGCUUUGGAAGGAUAAAUCAUUUUUAAAAGUCCUGCGCAAAGUCAAAUCAACAUUACGACCUUUGUCUUGUUGACACAAUUGCUUAAACAACAAAAACCACAGGCUGACCACCAAGGCACAGG